Molecule: messenger RNA, 309 nt
Organism: Ogataea haglerorum
Lineage: Eukaryota; Fungi; Ascomycota; Pichiomycetes; Pichiales; Pichiaceae
Exons: 2
Coding region: 1-309 (102 amino acids)
Source: RefSeq, a predicted model, not a curated record
AUGAAAGAGCAGCUUCGGGUUCUCAUGGCUCCUUUGGAGAUCGCUGCGCCGUUGCCCGGCCGUCUCCCAGCAAUGUCGCUUAAGGGCAUCUGCCAUUUGCAGGCAAAGGUAAAUUGCGGGCCCUACAUGUUGUCCGUGGCUCCCUGGAAUAUUAGAUAUCAGCCUGUACUGAGCGUACUGUUGCAGCGCGAAGCACGGGAUACGCGGUCUCUUGCAACCAGCUCUGAAUGCAUCUUAUUCAUAUUGGGCACCACAUACGUAGACUGGCAGAACUUGGUUUCACGAGAUCUAUUAUCAAGCACCCAAUAA